GUAGUGGCUGUGCCUUGGCGCUGCUGCUGCUGCUGCUGCAUGGAGGGGAGGCGGGCGCAGUGGUCCUGCUGCUGGGGCUGACCAGGCAAGAAGGCAGGCAGGCAGGCAGGCAGGAGGGAGCUUCUUCCCCUUCUCCCUGGGGCUGGCUGGCUGGCCCUUGGGGGUCUCCCUCUCCGCCCAAUGGAUCCGCCUCCCCUCUAUGUGAUGCUCUCCUGCCUGGUGCCUCUCCACUGGUGGCUGGCUGCAGGCAGAGGAGCCAGAGCCCAAGAGCUCCUCCUGUCUGGGAAACUAAGUAAUAUGGUGUGAUUGUGCCCUCAGUGAAGAUUACCAGGGACGUUUCUCUCGCAUGUGGGGUCUGGCUCAGUCAGCAAGAAGGGGGAAACUCUUCAUCCUUCUGCUCCUCCGCCUCGCUCAGAUCGGCGCAGGUGGGUCCGCAGACCCCUAUGAAACCAAAUGCCGGGGAAUCACUUGCACUACUUCAAUGUUACUGUUUUUGGCAAAGAACUGCUUCGUCUGAAGCCCAACAGGCGACUGGUGUCGGGUGCUUUUUCUGAGUGGCAAGAGGACUUCCAAAAGAUCUUACAGGAACCCCUGCAGCGGGAGUGCGUUUCAGGAGGAGUCUCGGGUAGGCCAGGUGCCAAGGUGGCCAUCAGCAAUUGUGUGGGAUUGGCAGGUCUGAUUCGAACAGACAGUGGUGAGUUCUUUAUUGAGCCCCUGGAGCGAGGACAAUGGGAGAAGGAAAAGAAUGGGAGAGCUCAUAUAGUCUACCGCAGGUCUGCCAUCAAACAAGAGGCAGCAGAAGCAUUCAAAGCCCAUCAUAAUGAAGUUCCAGGCUUUAACUUAGGUCAACUUCCAAACAGUCUGAAUGUGAUUGAAGACCAGGUUAGUGAAGCAGAUCGGAAGAGACGCCAUGCCAAGAAAGAUGACUACAAUAUCGAGGUUUUGCUGGCAGUGGAUGAUUCAGUUGUACGAUUCCAUGGGAAGGAGCAUGUCCAGAAUUACGUCCUCACCCUCAUGAACAUAGUAGAUGAAAUUUACCAUGAUGAAUCACUGGGAGUCCACAUCAACAUUGUCCUGGUUAGGAUGAUCAUGGUGGGAUACAGACAGUCAAUCAGUUUAAUAGAGCGAGGGAAUCCAUCUAGAAGCUUGGAGCAGGUCUGCCGGUGGGCUCAUUCUCAGCAACGCUCAGAUCCUGAACACGUGGAAUACCAUGAUCAUGCUGUGUUCCUCACCAGGCAAGAUUUUGGUCCCGCAGGUAUGCAAGGAUAUGCUCCUGUCACAGGCAUGUGCCACCCUCUGCGCAGUUGCACCCUCAACCAUGAAGAUGGGUUCUCCUCUGCAUUUGUAGUUGCUCAUGAGACUGGACAUGUAUUAGGCAUGGAACAUGAUGGCCAAGGUAACCGAUGUGCUGAUGAGACCAGUAUGGGGAGUAUUAUGGCACCACUGGUACAAGCGGCGUUCCACCGUUACCACUGGUCCCGGUGUAGCAAGCAGGAGUUGAACCGUUAUAUACAUUCUUAUGACUGCCUCUUAGAUGAUCCCUUUGAGCACAACUGGCCCAAGCUGCCAGAGCUGCCAGGAAUCAAUUACUCUAUGGAUGAGCAAUGCCGCUUUGACUUUGGUGUGGGCUACAAAACAUGUACAGCUUUUAGAACUUUUGACCCUUGCAAGCAACUGUGGUGCAGUCAUCCAGACAAUCCUUACUUCUGUAAAACAAAGAAAGGACCACCCUUAGAUGGAACUGAGUGUGCAUCAGGCAAGUGGUGUUUCAAGGGUCACUGCAUCUGGAAGACUUCAGAACAACCUUACAGCCAGGAUGGCAGCUGGAGUUCCUGGUCCAAAUUUGGUUCCUGCUCCAGGACUUGUGGGGGUGGGGUACGCUCUCGCAGCAGGAACUGCAACAAUCCACCACCAGCCUAUGGAGGCCGUCAUUGCCCAGGUGCCACUUAUGAGUAUCAGGUCUGUAAUACUGAGGAGUGUCGGGGUCCCUAUGAAGAUUUUCGUGCCCAGCAAUGUUCCAAGCGAAAUUCCUAUUACACUCACCAAAACUCUAAGCAUACUUGGCUUCCUUAUGAACACCAUGAUGAUGCUCAGAAGUGCGAGCUGAUAUGCCAGUCUGAGGAAACUGGAGAUGUGGUAUUUAUGAAUCAAGUUGUUCACGAUGGCACCAGGUGCAGCUAUAGAGACCCCUACAGUGUUUGUGUGAGGGGGGAGUGUGUGCAUGUUGGUUGUGACAAAGAAAUUGGCUCUCUGAAGCAGGAUGACAAGUGUGGCGUUUGUGGAGGUGACAACUCCCAUUGCCGGACAGUGAAGGGGACUUUGGUCAAAUCACCAAAGCAAGCUGUCGGUGCUUUAAAAAUGUUUGAGAUUCCUGCAGGCGCCAGACAUGUUCAGAUUGAGGAGAUGGAGCCUGCUCCCCAUACACUUGCUGUUAAGAACCAAGCUUCUGGCAACUUCACUAACAACAAAGGCAAGGAUGUCAAGAGCAACACCUUUCGAAAGGGCCUGGAAUGGGAUACAGUUGAAAAUGGCAAGGAAAGCUUGAAAACCAGUGGGCCACUACAUGAAGCCAUCAGCAUCCUGUUCAUCCCUUUUUGUUUGAUUCCGGUUAUUCCACAAGAAGAUGAUUCCAAGAGCAGCUUGAUGUAUAAGUACAUCAUCCAUGAAGAUCUCCUUCCUGUCAUCGGAAACAACAACGUCCUGCUCGAAGAAAUGGACACUUACGAGUGGGCUCUUAAGAGUGCUGCUCAGUGUUCUAAAGCUUGUGGAGGAGGAAUACAAUACACAAAAUACGGCUGUCGAAGGAAGAGUGAUAACCGAAUGGUACAUCGGAACUUCUGUGAUAAUGGAAAGAAACCAAAGCCAAUCCGCAGAAGAUGUAAUAUGCAAGAGUGUUCUCAACCAAUCUGGGGAGCAGAAGAAUGGGGCGCCUGCAGCAAGUCCUGUGGCAAGUUGGGAGUCCAGAUCAGAGUGGUUCAGUGCAUCCAGCAUCUACACAAUGGCACAAACCGGACAGUGCACACAAAGUACUGUGCAGGAGACAAACCAGAUACUCGUCGGCCCUGCAGUCGCAUCCCAUGCCCUGCCCAGUGGCGGACAGGUGCCUGGUCCCAGUGCUCUGUAAGCUGUGGAGAAGGCAUUCAACAGCGUCAGGUGGUCUGUAAAUCCAAUGACAACAGCAUUGGUCAGUGUGAGAGCAACAAGCCAGAGACCAUCCAGGUUUGCAAAAUGACAGCAUGCCCAGGAAAGCUACCAAGUGCAAAUGGAGACACCGGUGAUCAUGUGACUCCUAAAGUACAAUGGGUGCCUCAAGAAAGUGCCAAAAAUCCUGUCAGCAAGAUAUCAUCAAAGGAGCCUUGCCUUGGAGACAAGUCCAUAUUCUGCCAGAUGGAAGUCCUGGCUCGCUACUGCUCCAUCCCUGGCUAUAACAAACUCUGCUGUGAAUCUUGUAGCAAAAAAGUUACGACUGGUCAGCCUCCCAGCAGUGACCAAGGUGCUUCUGAGACUGGGACACAUGGGGGUGCUGUCCUUCCCAGCCCCUUUCCACAACUACAGUUCCACCCCACUGUCAUGAGUCAGCUGCAAAGGAUAAAGGGUACUUCUCUGAAACAGACAGAGGUAGCCCAAGGUCUGCUGGGCACCCUUGCUGGUUCAACAGCCUGUCAGGUUAAGACUGCUUCCCAGCCUCGGGGCAGUCCCAACAAUGGCACUUCAAAAGCUGGUGUGUCACGACUUCUACCUCCUCUUCGGCAGGCCAUCGCAGGAUGGAGUGCUGAGGACCUUCAGAGCAGCCCAGUGUUCCCAUGGCUCCCUGCUGUCUUGGACAAUCCUUUAGCUGCAUCACAAAAAGAAAGCGAGUCUCCUCUUCUUUCUCAAGUCAUGGCAGGACAGAGAAAGGACAGUGCAGUGGGGCCUAUGAAGCCAGCUCCCAAUCUCAGGACCUCCUCCCCUGUCGUGACAUGAGUGGGAGCUUCUUUUUCCAGAACCUUCUGUUCUCUCUCUCUCUCCUGUUCUCCUUCUCCACAGUUUACAUCGGGCAGAGCUGCAACGUUCCUGGGCCCCUUUUGGAAAGAGAAGGAGAACCCAUUUCAAAUACAACCAUGUUCAUUUGUUAGCAACAACAACAAUUUUAUUUGAUGGCACUUUUAUUUAAAAAACAAAACAAAACAAAUGCAAAGAGUUGCAGCAACAGCUGUUCUGUUGUAAAUGAGCUGCCAAGAGCAUUUGAAUGCACAGUGCUUUUGUAGCCCAGGUUAGAUUACCUCAGAGUGUAGCUUGAACCAGCAGGGCUUUUUCUUCCAGGGUGCUAAUAACAGGUUUAUUUAUUUUUACGGUCAUGCAAUAAGUCAAAGGAAACAAAGCAACCAACCCUUAACCUGAGGACUUUGGGUCUCUAUCCCCGCCCCAACUCUACAGUUUCCACCAUUUGCUUCUGCUGCCACUGUUCAGCCAUCCUGAGCAUGGUGGAUUCUGAAAUGGUGCUGCAUGUUACUUCUAGUCUGAUGGUGGAUGUUGAGCCUGGUGUGUCAGGCCAUGCAGGCUAAAGUUUCUCAUGUAGGAGAGUGAUGAGGAGAUCUAGUUUAGAGAGCAGGAAAGGUGUGCAUGGUUUGGACUAAUGGCUCCUGAGCUAGUGACACAGCAUCCUUGCAUUGCUCAGCUGGUGUGUCAAGUCUCUUGGGGGAAGGGUUUGUUUUGAUUCCACAGCUGACACUGAAUGUGUCUUGGGCUGUGUAUGAACAAGCAACACCUCUCUGUCUGAAACUUGUGUUCUCAUUUUGUGGCAGUGCCACUUGCCAGCCAUAAGUAAGGAGUAUAUAGGAGCAUAGGGCUAAAUCCAAUUUUAGUCCCAACUACAGACCCAUUAAUAUUCAACAUGAAUGCAAGUAGCAUUACUUUCAAAGGAUUUAUUCUAUCUAGGACUAAAUUUGAAUUUAGCUCAUUCUUAUCUUACCCUUGUUGUGUCAAACUAAAUCUCAUCUCUCCUGGACUGGGCCACCUAGGAGCAAUGAGUGAUGGUUAUAGCCAUUUGUUUAAUCCCAGCAUCUGGUUGUCAUCAAGGAUGACCCUGUCAGUGAAGCAGCAACUUCUGGCAGUAUAAUUUGUUAGUCAUUAACUUUGUAAUGUUAUGGUAUUGUUACAGUAUUUUAACUGCCAGGGGUGAGGAAAGAUGCUAGUGGGAUGUUCUGCUUCCUGUGCCAAAACAACAUAGCUGGUGUCAGCUACUAUGCACCAGUGUUUUGGGUGAGCUACUUGCUGGUCUUUCUUAGGUAGCCAGCUGUCUUGAGUUAGCCCUGGCAGUCAGCACCAUGCUGCACUGGAAAAGGGGAGACAUGUACAGUGGGCCCUCAGUAUUCAAAAGGGAUCCAUUCCGGACCCCCCUCCCUCCAGCAGAUACAAAAAUCUGUGCAUACUCAAGUCCCAUAGUACUCAAUGAUGGUGUGGCCAUGUGGCUGUGCCACCAUUGAGAACAAUGGCAUUUUGCCCCCUCCACCCCCUCACUGCAGCGGGGAGUACUUCCUCCUCUCCCCCGUUGCCAUUGUCAUGGUUUUUUCUCCUCCUACUCCUUCUAUUUCCUACCUCCUCCUUUCUCCUCUUCUUACCCCACCUCCUCCACUCUCCUCCUCCUUUUACCUCCUCCAUCACCCUGCUGCUGCUCACCCUCCUCUUCCUCUCCUCCUCCUCCUCUCCACUUUUCCUCCUUCUUCCUCUUAACUCAUCUCCUCCACCUUCCUCCUCUUCCUCUUCUUGCUUCUUCCUCCUCCUUUUCCUUUUCCCUGCCUCCUCCUCUUCCUCUUACCUCCUCUGUUGCCCUGCUGCUGCUUGUCUUCCUUUUACUUCCUUUCCUUCCUCUUCUUCUCCAUUCUUUCUUGUCCUCCUCUGCCCCCCCCCCCCAGGCUUGCCAUCCGUGAAUGCUCAAAUCCAUGGAUGGCAAGUCUGCAGACUCGGAGGGUGGACUGUAGAACAAAACAGGGAACCAAGGAGAGAAACAUCUUUCCAAAAGCUCCAGUAUUUUAAGCACUAUUAUUGCUGCAUUCUGUUUGGUUGGUUUAAAAAAAACUACACACAUUUUGUCCCUCACAGGACACUUUGUUUCAUCUCAAAUUUGAAGGCAUUAUCUUGCAUGGCUGUUUUGAACUGUGCUUGAGAUACCUUGGUUUUAAGAAAAUAUGCCUACCACAGAAAUUCUGAAUAAGUUUUCUAAUUUAGUAUGGACGCAGAGGUCUUUUAAAAGGAGCCCAAAGGGUUCAUUCAAGCCUGGAGCCAGGAACUGAUUGAAGGGCAGCCAGUAGCUAUGCAAAUGCCUGAUGAUACCAGCAGCUUUAUACUGAGAAAGGGAUGUUGAUAAGAACCACCUGUCAGGAAGAUGAUGUUGCUUGGAAUAUAGUAUUGUUCCCAUCACUUGGGCAUGAAGGAUAGAAAAUCCACUAGGCUGUUUUUUUUUAAAUUAAAGUUGUUCCCCGGCCUUUCCAAACUCCUUAUCCAAUUCUCCCACAUGCACUUAACUCUCCCUCCCCAGCUCUCUCGCUCUUUCUGGUUUGUUAGGUGUUUUAUAGUAAUUCCCUUUUGUUCCCCCCCCCCUUUAUGUAUGUUUACAUAAUGUAAUACCUGAAGGGCAUUACCUGUCUUUUCUGAAACCUUUUAAAUGCCACAAAUGUAGUCUCAGGGAUCAGGACAUCUUUAUGUAGUGCCCAGUUAUCUGCAUUGAUCUUCACUUUGCAGCUCACUCUGUUCUGUUUUGCUUUUGUCUUGUUCUUAACAUUUUAACAUGUAGCGGAAACACACACAAAACAACCUAAGAUUGUGGGAAGGUUUAUCACAUGCCUCUCUUUUUCUGGGGAUGGACAGAGACAGUGAAAAAUAUCUGGGAAGUCUAAGAGACUGACUCAGCAGCUGCUUACUUGCAUUCAGAGAAAGAAAUAUGUACAUCUACAAUGUUCUUCUUCAUUGAAUGGCUAUAAAACAUAUGAAUUGUACUUCUCAGAUUGCAUGUUUUCCCAGGUUUGUGCAGAAAUGGCUGCAGUUGUGUGAAAUGAAUGCUGAUUCUAUGAAAUGGAGGAAAAGGAAGUGGAAAGAAGGGUGACACUGUAGUUCUGUUUGGUUCAAUUGACAUUUGGGAGCUGAAGUAUUGGAAGGAUGCAGAUUGCAGAAGCAUUAGGCAUAUACAUCAGGACAGAAGCCAAAGUUUUGGAUGGUAUAUUUCAAAGCACUAUGUGAACUUUUGGUUCCUUAUCACCCAGUGUUCCACAAUGUGUCGUAUCUAAUGGUAUUCCCCCUUUAAGCUUGCCUUCCCCCUUGAUUUUUCUUUCAACUACCUCCUUUCCCUCUUUUCCCUAAACUGCCAUUUAUUCCAAGCCUCCUUUCUUGGGACUAGCCUGCUUCCUCUGAUACACCACCAUCUUAGAUCUUUCUCUUCUCCUUAGACACAGUACUGUCUCUUUGCUCUGAUGGCUUAACCUGUACCAUCCAGAACCCCCAAUCUAAAAAUAUGAACAAGAGGUAGCCAUAGGUCUGGAUUGCCCCACCUUCAUCUCUACCUUCAUCAAUCCCUUUCAUUCAUUGCCUUAUAAAUGCCAUGUCAUGUCUAAUUUUUAAGUGCAUUUUAAGACAUUUGGCUCCAUCCUACUUUCUUUAUUCAGUUCUCGUACCAUGUGAUUCUUUUUUGUGCUCUGCUGACCAAAACACACUGAAGCAAGUGAAGGUGGUUCGUUAAAAUCAAAUUAGUACAAAUAAGGUAUACAUUUCUGAGGCCUCCAAGUUUAGAAACUUUUUUGAAACUUUUUAAAUUUUUUGGAAGUGAGGAGAAGCGGUGGUGGUGGGGGGGGGGGGCGUAGCUGCCUAAGGUCCUGUAAAGAGACAAUGCAGCCACCAAUCCCUAGCAGCCACCCAUCUCUGAAUUAAAUGAAUCAGAGGUGAACCCACAAAUGAGGCUUCUCACAGCCAUUGACUUGCUGCUGUGGGCCUUCUGAGCAACCUCCAGUAGGGAUGAACAGUUCUGAACAGUUCUGUCUGCAUUGGAUGCAAGUUAAAGAUUGUCAGAUUGCUCCUAAUACAGAAAUGCAUCACAACUGAUCAACUCCAAAGUGGGUUGCCUGGGUUUCUGGACCAGGUGGGGAGCAACUCCAGCCCAUGGGUUUUAUUCAAUCCAUAGGAAGUCUCCAGUUCUCCAUAUUCCUCCUGGCUUUAUUUCUGAAUAGUGAGGCUUAGAAAGUUUAAUUCCCAUGUGAGGGACAUUUUAGGUGGGUCGGUGGAUGAGGUUCACUGUGGUGAAGAAGAAGAAUGUUCUUCAAUGCUGUAAAAAACCCUAAUUGGUGGUCCCUUCAACUACAGUAAGACUUUUAAAACGCUUCCAUUGUUGUCACAGAAGCUUUGUCUAUGAACAGGUCUGAGUAUGUAUGAAUGUGUGUGUAAGAAUGAGUGGAUGGGCACACUUUGGCUUUGCUCAUUGCUAUUGUGAAAUUUUGGUGAACUUGCCUGGAAUCAAUCCAGGGCCAAAAAUGGUUCCUUGCUCAUGGUGUAUAAUGGUGGAGUACCAUGUCACUGUCCAGAUGUUGCUGGGAGUAAACAUCUCAGCAUUCCUCAGUACUGGCUAUGCUGUUGGAACUCACUGUCCAGCAACAUCUGGAGGGCUGCAGAAUUCCCCAUCCCUGCUAUAUGUUCUGCCUCUCUGGACUUAACCUAUUCUACUUGGCAGGCCUACCCAUAUCCAGAGUCCCAAAUAAACAGGGAUUGGGCUCCACUGAGAUGGUGUACUUGUCACUCUUAUGCUCUACUGUACAGAUAAACAUUUUGGGGAUCUACGAGGUGAAUGUGUCUCUACACUUAAAGUCUUGAGGCAUUUAACACAUAUUUGUGCAAUCUGGAUCUGCAUGUAUUGCAAAUCAAUACCUUGUGUUUGCACCAGUGAGUAGUGGAAAAAAGGAGGAAUAAAACCACAUAGUCUUUUUCAUUUUGACAUAUUGCCCCAAGAGUCUUCUCAACUCCAGCUGGAGAAAAAUGUCUAGAACAUGAAGCCGUUUUUGGCUACUGGAUAGCAGUCAGCUGCUAGGAAGGCUGGUUUACAUCAGGCAAACUUGGAAAGGUUACUUUUUGGGUCUACGUAAUGAUCAUGCUGACUGUAAUUCUGGAAGACAUAAACCAAAAUAACAACUAUUCCAAGCUCUGAUAACCAGGUCAUACUAUUGUUUUGUCUACUUCAAUAUUACCAGUGCUGACUCACAGCAACUGUCUAGGUUUUCACUCCAGGAAAUGCUGGGGAUUGAACCUGUGGCUUUUGCCAUGAAAAGCAUCUACAGUUGGCCCUUCUUAUGCACGGAUUUUUUUAUACGUGGAUUCAAGCAUACAUGGUUUGAAAAUGUUCAAAAAAAGUGUAAAUUUCAAAUAUCAAACCUUGA
Messenger RNA from Sceloporus undulatus (fence lizard), 9392 nucleotides. It is a transcript of the gene ADAMTS14, whose product is annotated as ADAM metallopeptidase with thrombospondin type 1 motif 14. Gene Ontology annotation, molecular function: metalloendopeptidase activity. The record is from RefSeq and is a predicted model, not a curated record. Gene Ontology annotation, biological process: proteolysis; extracellular matrix organization. Gene Ontology annotation, cellular component: extracellular matrix. Lineage: Eukaryota; Metazoa; Chordata; Lepidosauria; Squamata; Phrynosomatidae.